CGGGAGAGGAAUCUAAGGGCUGCAUUUGGAGAAUUACGUCCCUUUUGUGUGCAUCGUGCCACCGUACUUGUCAAGUUUUGUGAUCGGAUUCUUCUAAGACUGGCAUGAAUUCCCUGGAUUUGGCUUGGUUAUUGUCUGCGCCUACUGCGGUACUCUUUUUGGCUGUAACUUGAAAAAAAGCUUCUCUCGCUUCGAAGACAUGGAUAAGGAGUUCUGAAACGGGAUUUGUUAACCCUUUUAAUCUGGAGUUGGAGGUAAAUAACAUUGGACCCGUUUCGACUAAACCGGAUAGCACAUCCAGGUCCGGGAGAGUAAAGGGCAGGUGCGCUUUGGAGUCGGCGGCUGCGCGGAGAGACCGGGCUAGUGGAUUAGGACGGUACCUGUCUGUGGAGAGCGCGUCAUGCGGACUCGGGUGUCGCGCAGUAGAAGCCAUUAAAACCUGUAGGCUGGAGCUGACAGAUAAGCGGAUAUGGGCUCUGCUCUGCGGCGUCGCUGGCUAGUGGUCCAACUCCUGAUGCAGGUGUGGCUGGCGGCAAAUCCAUCUUUGAGCGAGCGCCAAUGCCCCAAGAGCUGUCGCUGUGAUGGGAAAAUUGUCUACUGUGAGUCCAGCGCCUUUCGAGAUGUCCCCAAGAACCUCUCUGGAGGCUGUGAAGGCCUGUCUUUACGGUACAACAGCCUCGUCAGUCUUCGAGCAGGCCAGUUUGUAGGCCUCAACCACCUCAUCUGGCUCUACUUGGACCACAAUUACAUUGCCACUGUGGAUGUAAUGGCCUUUCAGGGGGUCCGCAGGCUCAAGGAGCUGAUCCUGAGUUCCAACAAGAUCACGUCCCUCCACAACACCACAUUCCACCCUGUCCCUAAUUUGCGAAAUCUGGACCUGUCGUAUAACAAACUGCAAGCCUUGCAGCCUGGGCAGUUCCAGGGCCUACGGAAGCUUCUCAGCCUACACAUACGGUCAAAUUCCCUGAAAACCGUCCCAAUGCGUCUUUUCCAAGAUUGCAGAAAUCUUGAGUUUCUGGAUCUGGGAUACAACCGCCUGCGCAGUAUCACCCGGAAUGCAUUUUCAGGCCUAGUGAAGCUCACUGAGCUGCAUCUGGAGCAUAAUCAGUUCUCAAAGAUCAAUUUCUCACACUUCCCUCGCCUCUACAAUCUGCGGGCGCUUUACCUGCAGUGGAAUCGCAUUCGCUCAAUGAGCCAGGGCCUGACCUGGACUUGGGCCUCCAUCCAGAAACUGGAUCUGUCUGGAAAUGAUUUGAUGGAAGUUGAUGCUGUGGUUUACCAAUGCCUACCCAACCUGCAGACCCUCAAUCUGGACUCCAACAAGCUGACCAACAUCUCCCAGGAGGUGGCUGAUGCCUGGAUCUCUCUGACAACGAUUAGCCUAGCUGGGAAUGUAUGGGACUGUAGCCCUGCGAUCUGUCCUCUGGUGUCAUGGCUGAGGAAUUUCAAAGGUGCAAAGGAGACCACGAUGAUCUGCGCUUCCCCCAAGAAAGCCCAGGGUGAGAAAGUGAUGGACGCUGUCGAAGCUUUUGGUGUUUGUCAAUCGAACCAACCGGCAACGCUCACUGUGAGUAUUCCUCCAUCCCCGUCCAGCAUCCCUGGUCUAUCAGAGGCCCCACAUUGUCAGCUGUUACCCCCCCCUGUGGCACCUCCGCCAGAACAAGACAUGGAACCUGUGUCCUUCCAUAAGAUUGUGGCUGGAAGCGUCGCCCUUUUUCUAUCGGUUGCCAUGAUCCUGUUGGUUAUCUACGUGUCUUGGAAGCGCUAUCCUAGUAGCGUCAAGCAGCUGCAGGAGCAUUCGGCAGCAGCCCGAAAACGUCGCAAGAAAGCCAGAGAGACGGAGCGCACCCUGAGCUCUCCACUGCAGGAGUACUAUGUGGACUACAAGCCCACCAAUUCUGAGGCCAUGGACGUGCUCGUGAACGGGACCGGACCCUGCACCUACACCAUCUCAGGCUCCCGAGAAUGCGAGGUCCCCCACCAGUUGGGCGCGCUGACCUUCUACCGCUAUGAACAGCCUAUCGUUGACUACUGCCAGGCCCAUCAACCCCUGCGGCUCAACAUGGGCUAUGAGGGACCCCCACAGGGCCUGGAGGGCCUGGAUGACCUGGGGCCGUGUGAUAGGGGCACCAUUCAGACAGUGGCGCUGCCUGCCGUGCCCACUGCCGCCAGCAUAGGUGCCUCCGUGCCAGGGCCUCGUUCUCCUCCGCCAAUCCUCAGACCUCCGACUGAAGGUCCAAGUGGCGUGUCUUAUCCUACCAUCGAACGCACCGGCACACUCAAAUUCGGACGUUAGCGAGCCGGAUCUGGUGGUUAGAAAGUGGGGCAAGGGCCUCUGACUCACCGUGACUUUGUAAUGAAGGGGCAGGUGAGCUGGUUAUUCAGUGGGGCCUUGUCCUCAGAACAUGAGUAUGUGAACUAGAGGACAACACUUUUCUAAUUCCGCCUGAAGGGACUUGGAAUCUGAAACACACAGUCUCACUAAUAUACAGCAGAGCGUGGAACAUCCUUGCAGAUCAUUUUGUUUUCUUUUUUCCAAAGCACUCCAUAUAAAACACGUCUGAAUCAUGGGAGGUAAUCCAGCGUAUGUCAAAAAGUAUUACCUUGUUUCCAAAUCUGGGUCUUGGCCAUAUCCCAUCAUGGGGCCCCUGUUCACAGCAGUCCACGUGUACUAAGUCUGGAAUAAAAGGGAAAGUGCAAUAAACAUGAGUUCUCCAUCCCAGAAAGUGGGAGCAGUAACAUAAAACAUAAACGAGAUGGGAGCUGGACAUCAUGUGAAGAGGAUGGGGCUUCUUACUGUGAUUAGUUUUAAAAUAUUAAGUCUGUAUAGUUGUUAAAAAAAGGCAAAUACAUUAAUCAUUUAUUUCACAAAGAUGAGUCAUUCUCUCAAGACAAUGUUAUAGAAUUUGUAUUUCCUUAAACUUGUUUUCUUAUGUUUCUGUUGACGUAGGAUUUCACGUUGAUUUCUAUUAUGUGCAUGUCAAACCAAAGAGUUUACUUACAUUUAUUGUUAAAUAUAUCAGAGCAUUCUUAAAAUGGUCUUCUAAACCAGCCCCUGCCAACUUACAUUCACAAUUUCAACCACAUCCGUGCUGCGUUCCAAUGAAAUGGGCUUUGCUUUACAGCUUAGCAAAGUACCAACGCAAGUGAGAUAGUGAAGCUUACAUUUUAGAGAUAUUUAUCAUAAUAAUGACCUGGUCCUCCCAACAUUAAUUUGACUGUAAUUCAUGAUCUUGGAGACACAAUGAACAGCAACAACCACACAAACACUUCUGGAGAGACAUAAUGGUAUGUUCCAUAAGAUUCAAUGAACAUCCAUGGGAUCUUUUCACAGCAGGUCUUUGUAUAUGAUUAUAUCCCAGCUGAACGAUUCACUAUUUGCUUUAAAGAGGUAACCAUUGGGAUUUCAUGUGGUUAAACAUUGGAAUGCAAAGUAUUGUACAUAUUCUUACAAAAGGUCCACUUUACUGACGGUCAAACCACUCUCACUGCCCCAAACAGACAACUAAAACAAAGUCAAUGUGCGACUGGACAAUUUGGAGUGCACCAUCUUGCAGGGUUCCGAAAAAAGCUAAGGCCUUGUGCUCCCAUCAACCCUCCACUACAGAGAGCAGCAGUGUCUAGUGGGGGCAUGUUGAACCAGCACGUUGACUUCUCUUUAUCCUGCGUGUGAACCCAUGGACUGUACGCGUGUGGGGGUAUUGCCUGACAGUUCCCUUUUUUUUCCAGAAGGCUUGCCUGCAGUGUUGGACUUUAUUGCACUUGUAGGCCUUUGGUCACCGUGCCAAUCACUGCUACUCACUGACUUGUGAAGCUAAUGAGGACUUCACAAACGGCUGUGAUGGCCUGUCAAAUAUCAUCUGCAGAUUAAUCGGAGCAGAUUCCUUCAUGUCAGUGGUCGUUCCCAAGGGAGUUGUGGAAACUGUGCUUGGUCCUCCCAUGGCGUGACUGAUUGAUCUACAUGAAAUUGCAAGGGGCCAAAUGUACCCACAGAUAGUGGAUGUAUCCUCAAGAUAAUAGAGGUGUUUUUUUUCAUUGUUUUGUUAUUUGAUCUUUUUGGCUUGGAACAUAAAAGACUCGUGUUCAAAGAUGAUGUCAAGAAAUUCUAUAAGACUAAUCAAAGGACACAAUCGAAUAGAACUUAUUUAUCGUGUAAAUAGUGAAUCUUUAAAGAUGUUGAAAAAAAAAGUAUGAACUUCACUUCUUCUGAAACACAUACUGCUUGUGAACAGAAGAGGAGCCUUAUUCACUUUCCGGCGGGAACCAAGAUGACUCGGAGAAGAGGUUCCUACUGUACCGCUCCUGUUGUUUCAAUGAUAACUAUUUUUAUAUCUGCUCCCGACACUAUUGUACCAUUAAACACUAAUUAUGUUACAGAGGUUAUUUCUCAAAUCCAAUCAUUUUACUGAAUCACAGGAAGAAGGGAAUUUCGGGAGCCCUGUUAUUAUGACAUACCGCAAGCGUCAAACCUCACAGAGAUCCACAUUUUCUGUUCUGACUUCAGACAUGUUUCCUCUUGCAGGAGGUGUCCUCACAAUGUGUUGUUAGGUACAUCCCAAUCCAACCCUCUUGUUUUAGAAUUACAAUGGUAUCUGCCAUUUCACGGCAAGUGUGCUUUUCUUUACACCAAGAGUUUAACUUGGGAAGGAUGUUUCUUUUCGAUGUGCCAUAAUUUUGUUAAAUGUUUUACCAAAAACCAGCCCCAAAACAAGAAGUGACCGAAAACUUUUCGCGUCUGAGAAGGGUUCAGUCCCCUUUGUGUACAGGACAUAGCAUAAAAAAAGCAGUUGAUUCGCUCAGUACGGUUGCUUAAUAGUGCUGGUGGAGUUUACUUUGUAAUAGCAGCUGUGCCAAUGUCUUUAUAAUGGGAGCUCUCUCGAUUCUAUCCAUGUAUUGUCUUGCCUUGCUCUAUAUCGCCCCUGCUAACUCCUUGGCCUGAAUUUCAUGUCUGCCUCCGGGUGACUCGGGUGAACCUGUUUAAUGAUGUUCUAUUUCUGUCCGCAUGCUGAUAUUUUGGGAAACUAUGCCCGGUUAGGGAAGAGCGCUGAACCAGAGACAAACAGUAUGGGAGAUAUUUCCUGUCUGGAAUGCCCUAGAACCAGCAGCACGUGUCACGGAGGACUUCACUGUUUUUAAAGCAACUUGUUUGCUGACCCAUUCCUGCCCCUGUCUCGCCUAAAGUAGAAUUCCCUGGUACAAUAAAAGCCGGAAAAAGAGGCCUGAGUCGGUCCUUCACUUCUGGGACAGCCUUCCCUUCUUUCUUUUUUUAUUGGUCUCCUGCUAAAGCCCAGUGCAACAAUAUGUAGUAGUUACUUCCGCAGUGAUAAUGGUUCAAUUCAGUCUAAACACUAUGAUCAAAGCUACCUUCAUGUGUAAUUAGGAAAUGCUAUUAAAACCUUUGUCUAUUCACAAUUAAAUCAACUACUAAUAAGCAAUUGAUUAAUCAUGACUUCCGCCCAGAUAAAAUCGUAUAUGUUCAGCGGAAUGUUCCAAUCCGGCUGCCAGUAAUUAUUUCGUCUUUUGUCCAUUUUCUUUUUCGCCAUCAGAGAGCUGGAAGCACAGGCGCUGCAUGCUAAUGAUGCAUGUUUGAGCUGAACCCCAGGACUGUCUGCGCUAGCCCCACCAACAGGCUUUAUUUUCUCUUCUGCCUUGUUUGUUUAUGGUUUGGUACACCCCGAGAUCCACCCCCCCUCCUCCCCCCCCCCCAUCCUCCAGUCUUUGACUUUGGUCCCCAUUGGGAGCAUUUGUCUUUUUUACCCAUCUCU
Molecule: messenger RNA, 5765 nt
Organism: Trematomus bernacchii (emerald rockcod)
Lineage: Eukaryota; Metazoa; Chordata; Actinopteri; Perciformes; Nototheniidae
Product: leucine-rich repeat transmembrane neuronal protein 4
Exons: 4
Coding region: 470-2296 (608 amino acids)
Molecular function (GO): protein binding
Source: RefSeq, a predicted model, not a curated record